UAAAUUUACAAAAUUGCAGCCAGGCCCCUCUCCUCCAUUAACGUUCUCUUGUUCACUCACGUUUGCAACGAUCGCAGCCUUUUUCUAAAGACCUCAUCCUUGCCCAGCUGCCCCUUUUAUCUAAUUUUUUAUUUAUUUAAAAAAUUGGUAGAGGCAAAUGGGUCUUUUGGGGUUGAAGAUUUGCACAAUAUUAAAGUAAUUUGUGAAUCACUAUAUCACUGCACUUAUCUUUCUCAGGCGCAUGAUACCAAAGUAAUUGUUCACAGUGACAACUCCUUCAUUCUUUCAAAUGAUAACCAUUUUACGACCAAUCCAUUAGUCACAGACAAAGGGGCUCUAAAAGAAAGGAAACAUAGUUCGACAUCACCCAUGGAGGAAAGCACUAUUUGAAUGUUAAAGAUUCCCUCAACAGAAAUAAGAUGGAUGAUGAAUGUGUGGAAGCUUUUUAUUCUGAUUCUGCUUAUGGACGUGAAACGGACAUAAAAGAAUUUUUCUAUGAUGACAAGAUCGUGACUGAAGUUGAACUCUCAGAGAUGAGAGUUUGUGUCGAAGAUGAUUCCCGUUACAUUGUCAAAGAUAUACCAAUGGACAAAUUGGUACGAUCAUCUGACAAAAUUUUGGUAGUAGAAGUGGGCAACCAAACCCUUGCCAAUGGGCUCAAUGAUUCAAUCAGAAAGAUGGACUUAAAAUACACUGUAUUGGAUAGUACAGAUACUAUUAAUCAGGAUCAAGCAGAUGAAAUUUGUGUUCUUCAUUAUGGUUUUAAUGGAUGCAAACUAGACUUAACUUCCUCAGCUAGGAUCACUGAAGUUCCAGCAGACCAGGCUUCUUUUUUACGUCUUAAUACUUACGAGGACUCUUCAGUGAGUUUCGUCAACAGUGAAGAAGAGCUGGAUACAACUGCACCAGUGGUAAGUAAUAUACCAGCUAAGUGCACUGAAAAUCCAGCAGAUCAAGAUUCGUUCUUUCUCCGUGAUUCUAAUAAGAACGGAUCUUCUGUUAGUUCAAUUGACAAUCAGGAUGAGCCAGAUUCAGUUGAAUCAGUAUUAGACAACAUAACAACCGAGGUAACUGAAAAGUCUGCUAAGACUACUGAAGUCCCAGAAGUUCAGGUUUCUUUUUCUCAUAGGGAUUCUUAUGAGGACUCUUCUGUGAGUUUGACCAACAGUGAAGGCAAGCUAGCUAUAAGUGCAUCAAUAAGACGUAACAAAUCAGCUAGGUUCAUUGAGAUUCCAGCAGAUGAAGAUUCGCUCUUUCUCAAUGAUUUCGGAGGGACAGUCGGUCAAGAUAACCCAGAUUUAACUGAAUCGGUGUUAGAUAAUAUAACAGCUGAGGUGACUGAAAAUUCAGCAGCUCCAGUUUCAUGUGAAAACUCUUCUGCAACUCCUGUCAAUAGUGAAGACAAGCUAGUAUUAACUGCAUCAAUGAUAAGUAAUAUGUCAGCUAAACUCACUGAAAAUCCCGCAGAUCAAGAUUCUUUCUUUUUCAAUAAUUCUGAUGGGAAAAGCUCGAACUCAAUUGACAAACAAGAUGACCCCGAUUUAACUGAAUCAGUUUUAGGUAGUAUAUCAGCUGAGGUAACUAAAAAUUCAGCAGCUCCAGUUUCUCAUGAGGACUCUUCUUUGAGUUCAGUCAACAGUGGAGACAAGCUAAAUAUAACUGCAUCAGUGUUAAGAAGCAAUUCAGCUAACUUCACUGGAAAUCCAGCAGAUCAAGCUUCUCUCUUUCUCGAUGAUUCUGAUGGGAGAGUCUAUUCUGGGAGUUCAAUUGAUAAUCAAGAUAACUCAGAUUCAACUGAAUCGGUGUCUGGUAAUUUAUCAGCUGAGGUAACUCAAAGUUCAUUAGCUCCAGUUUCUGAUGCUCAUAAUGAUUGUGAUGAGAAGAGUUCUGUGAGUUUAAGCAACAACAGGGACAAGUUAGAUACAGCUGAACCAGUGUUAGGUAAUAUAUCAGCUGAGGUGACUGAAAGUUCAGUAGCUAGAGUUUCUGAUGUUCACAGUGAUUGUGAGGAGAAGGAUUCUUCUAUGAAUUUAAGCAACUACUGGGACAAGUUUGAUACAGUUGAAUCGGCUGUAAGUGAUACAUCCUUGGAGGUCAUUAAAAACCAGUUGUUUCCUUCAGAAGAAAAAACUACAGAAUCAUCACAAGCGGAUUCAUUGGAUCAGGCUACUAAUGAUGAUCAGAAACAAUCUGCCGAUGGACAAAAGUUUGAGGCUAAAUCAGAAGAUACCAAUGCAGCAUCGACCACCUUGUCAUUUCCCUCUGAAAUCUCUGUUCUAAGCAAUGAGUCCAAGGAAAUUCCUAACUCAAAGGUGCCAAGUGAUGUCAUUACUUUUAAUUUCGACACAGAAUCAGCAUCAACAAGUGGCCGUAAUGAGAAUAAGGAAAGCACAAACUGCCAGAAAACUGAGGUGGUGGCUCGUAAUAGUCCUCAAAUUGAAGAGACAAAGAUUGAAGGUGCAACAACUUCAUUGAGAUAUUCAUUUCUUCAACUUAUGCAAGGAGAAUCAAAUGCAUCUGAACCCUCCAUUCUGUCUGGUUCCUUAGCCAGUUCAGGGCGUAUACCGUAUUCUGGCAGUAUUUCUCUUCGAUCGGAUAGUAGCACCACCAGUGCAAGAUCUUUUGCAUUUCCGAUACUUCAAUCAGAGUGGAAUAGCAGUCCAGUGAAAAUGGCAAAAGCUGAUCGGCGAGGUUUGAAGAAGCACCAAGGUUGGAGGAUGGGGCUUUUGUGCUGUAGAUUCUGAGUAUCUUCUCUCUUUACUUAGUUGGUCUAGCUUAUUCCAUAAUUCACCAUUUAAUUUAUACAUCCAGAUGACAAAUUUGUCAGAAAUGUUUUUCUCCCCUUUGUCUGUCAUAUUUAAUUCAUAGCAGGUUCAAGAGGUUUUUGAACGGUUUUGUAGCAUGUAAGUAGCUGAUUGUGGUGCUCUUCUCGGUUUUACUUUUAUGUUUCUUGAUUUGAGAUAAAAUUAGCAUGCAGUCAGAUGUAAAUGCAGACUCAAUGGUGUAAGAGAGAGUGGAUAUAAUUUUAUUUGAACUUGAGU
Asparagus officinalis (garden asparagus) is the source of this 3041-nucleotide messenger RNA. RefSeq lists its product as uncharacterized. Gene Ontology annotation, biological process: regulation of asymmetric cell division. The record is from RefSeq and is a predicted model, not a curated record. Bases 420 to 2744 code for a protein of 774 amino acids. The transcript has 5 exons. NCBI's taxonomy places the organism in Eukaryota, Viridiplantae, Streptophyta, Magnoliopsida, Asparagales, Asparagaceae.